Molecule: messenger RNA, 474 nt
Organism: Pelobates cultripes (western spadefoot toad)
Lineage: Eukaryota; Metazoa; Chordata; Amphibia; Anura; Pelobatidae
Source: the annotation of a GenBank genome assembly
AUGCAGUCAGCUCUCCCUUGUGUGCUAGACCCCAGCCAAUAUAUUAUUGAUGAGUACCAGACUGGAAUGAGUCUGCGCUUAUCAGCCACCAUUGACACAACACCCACAGCUUUCUCUUACCCGCAUAACAACCUUACACAGACACCACACAACAAUCAUAGUCUCUCCAUAGACACACACACACAAAGUCUCCCCCUACACUGCAAACAACAGCCACACUUCAGACAACUCACACAACCGGGGACGGGGGCUGAUAAAAGACUUACCCUUGCUAUUCUUCUGACCACGGAUGCUUAUAGCAAGAAAUGGGUCAUUGGGCCAGCGAGGGGUCAAGACAAACAAGCACACAGGAUUACAAAGAAUACAGACAUAUAUACGGACCGUAAUGAUCCAACAAAAAUAAAGCAUCACUGUCUCUUGAAUCCCUCCCCGCUCGUUCGUGUAAACUUCUGUAUAACACACAAUGGACCAUGA